AUGGCCCGGGAAGAAACUGUUGGUGAGACCCCACCGCGGCACCCAGUGGUGCCGGAAGACGCCUCGCAACAUUCGAGCUCAGAACGUACCAUGUCAACAUUCGAGCGAGUUAUAACAACAAAUGCGCCCAUAUUUGAAUCCUUGUUGCUUCAACUCCCGACCGAUGCCAUCAUCAAACUAUAUCACACUUCAAACUUCCUCCGUACGUUCCUUCGGUCAUAUCCGACCGCAUGGAAGUCACUCUCGUUUCGUCUACAAAUCCCUUCGGGGACUCUACCGAACCCUACAACCGACCCAAAUGCCUCUGACACUACCCUUAUACACCAAUCUCGACCCUAUGCUCUGGAUAUGUUCUUGAUGAAUGUGGUGAUUCCAUUCAGUGCGUGUUUGAAGAGCCUGGAACUGGAUAACACGGCCAUUUCCGGGGAAAACCUUACAUCAACUGUGCUACAUACACGCCGAGAGACGCUGGAACAUCUGUCUGUCCGAGGUUGCAAGAAUGUCUCUCUCAAAUACCAUAUCGUUCCUUUCCUAACCAUGUUCGCGCUACAAUGUGAUAUCGACAUGGAGAAGAACACCUCGAAUUCUCUCGGAAUGAAACGACUCGCCCUCAAGAGCUUAUAUGCAUACCGAUGCCGGCAUCAUCGUAGACGGCCAUAUCUUUCCUCUUCGUUGAUGCGGAAGGACGCUGACGCGGAAUCCACUCAUGAACUCGUCAAUAUCUGCCACAAGCUCGGGAUCUGGACUGAUACUGCGUGGUGUACCACACCCGCCGGUAGAUGUGCCCGUAGAGCCGGCUAUGUGAAGUCAAGGUUUCCACACGGUGCGGGAUCCCCAGAAGUCUGGGUUGUGUUUGAUCGACUCUGGAGAUCUAAAAACUGGAUCGGCCCGGUCGAGGGAGAAACCUCUGAGCCGGGCGUCCGCGACGGCAAGCUGUGGGAGAACUGCGACACAGGAUGCUUUGGCGAGGCGUUGGGAACGGGUGAGGGCAUCGACAUGGGGGAAGGUAAAAUGACACCUGCCCACCUCCGCCGCAGUCAUACCCAAUUUGUGCAAGGUAUUCGAUGUGACAACUGCCUCGAGGACAUCUCCGAGCGAUGUGAGCAUUGCAGUGUCUUAAUGCACUGCGUAGGAUGUCGCAAGACACUUUGUGCAAGCUGUGCCCACGAAAGGCCGUAUCUUCACCGAAACACUCUUUCCUCUUCCUCCGCAAACGGCCAAAGUACAUCUGAUUCCUUCUGGUGGGCACCUGGGGCGACACACUCGCCAGGCUCGAUGCAGGAUCCAGUGGAUCCUCUGGCACUAUCAGAUCCUAACCUACACCAGGGCCCAAGCCCGGAACCUCCAGAACUCAACUUUCACUGGUGCUGCACCAAACCUGACCUUUCCGGAGGAGGUGGAAUUAGCAUCGGUCCUCGUACUCGUGAAGUGGACCAAGUCAGAGCCGUGCCUUUGCCCCGUGGUCAAGGCUGGGAGGAUCUUGAGUACACGGUCAGUGAAUGGAGCAAGACAUUCCCGAAAUACGCAUAUGGCGAUCCGAGCAAGCCUGACUACUCACUCGAGGCGGGUCAUCUGGCGAUGAUGAAAUGGCUACUCGGUCCACCCAACCGUCAAGUUUCACCGUGUCCGCGCAACCUGUGCCAAGGGUGCUACGAUUCUCCACAAUGGAAGGUGCACUGCAAGAGCUGCUCCAAGCCUCUCUGUAUUGAGCAUGACCUUCGUGGACUUCGCUUAAGAAUAUGCGGCUACCGUGAUCUUGAGACGGAGAAGCAGAGCAUUGAAAAUCGAUUCGCAGCGCACCUCUCACAAUCUCCUCACUCCGGGGAGGGGUCUGAAUACGACUUACCGCUCAGAAGCCAACAGCUCCUCGACUCGGCUAACAAAAGUUUCAUUGGUGAUCCACGGCAAGAUAGCCUGGAGGAGGAACAAAAUAGCUCUGAGGCACACGUCGUCGAUCAGUCGGGUCAUGCCUCCUCUUUUUUCUCUAACCAACCAUCUCGCCCGUGUUCUGCCCCCACGUCUAAUCAAUCCUCGCCUCCGUCAUCCUCAUCCUCCGAUUACUUUGAGUCACCGCAAUUUGACCCUCCAAAAUGGCAAGGUUGCCAAUCCUUCUUCUGUCCUCCGAGUGAUCCUAUCACCGGAAUCCGGGAUGUCAGAGGCGGUAUCCGGGACCCACGUCCACGAUGCCCUAGUUAUCUUCGUGAAUGCAAAGGCUGCAAGGUGUAUGUAUGUGCCGACUGCACAUACGCCCACCCGCCCUGCAAAUGCUCGUAUUGUGAAGAGAACUACCUGUGUCCCAAUUGUAUGAUGGACCGUCCUCGUGACAACCAGUGCCGUCGCCGCCAGGAAGAAAAGGCGCGACGAGAGCACAAGUGGAAAAAGGACAUGCAGAUCCUUGAGGGCAUCCUGGAGCUGAAGGUGGCUAAUGAGCUGGCCGAGUUCGCUGGCGAGUUCUUUGACCUCGUUGAGCGCUACGAUAAUCCACCUUCGGGGACCUUGACCCCCUUUGAUGACAUCCCCGACCUGUUUGAGGGAGAACUCGCUGUAGCGGGAACAUCCGCCUCGCACUUCGAGCCCGACGAAAAUGACUGGCUCGUUCAAACCUCCCAUGAGUCCGAGACUUCCUCUCACACCCUCUGA
Messenger RNA from Penicillium soppii, 2640 nucleotides. RefSeq lists its product as uncharacterized. Lineage: Eukaryota; Fungi; Ascomycota; Eurotiomycetes; Eurotiales; Aspergillaceae. The transcript has a single exon. Bases 1 to 2640 code for a protein of 879 amino acids. The record is from RefSeq and is a predicted model, not a curated record.